GUAAAUGCUGGGAGGAACCUGCACGGCGGGGCUGAGAGAAAUUGUCUCCUAAUGGUAGCUGAGCUAAUAGGCAAUGUGGUGUAAUAAUGUGUGUAACUUCACUCUGACUUGCAUGUCAACCGCACUCUAAGUACUUCAUUUAUCUACAACAGUUUCUUUCUUUUAAGAAGUCUGUAUUCUCUUCCUUCACGAUUUAUUUAUUUUCAGGCUUCAUUUACUUUUUGUGUUGCUGCAGCCUGGGAAGAUCUUUCAGGUAAUUGUCUUCUCCAGAGCUUCUGUGGUCUGGAUAGGCAUAUUGAGCAUACGAUUCUAGCUGUAAUAGAGUUGUGCCUGAAGAAAAUAGUGGCCAGUUAGAAGGGGGUGUGUCUCGGUUAAGGAGGAGAUGGCUGCAGGGUGGGAUUACUUAUGGCCACUGCUGAAGCAGCGCAGGAAGCCAGUCUUGGAUUAGCAGGGAGAUGCGUUGGCAGGACUUGAGGGCGGAGGUGAAGGUGCGUGGGGAAGACAGGACUGGAGCAGCAGCUAUCUGCUCAUCAAUUCUGUGUCAGUUAUAGAAUUUUCCAGAUUUUGAGGAGCAGGUUUGGAGCAGCAGUUCCCUGAUUUAGCCAGCCAUUGUCUGCAGUGUUAAUGCUGUUGCCCUACUUUAAAAUCAUCUGCUGCCCGUAACACUAUUCCAGAACUUUAAAAGUUGUCUCGUCGAGACUUGUUGCACCUCCUUUUCUGCUGCGCUGGUCUGUUUGUUUGCGCAUCUGGAAAAUUUGUGUUUGGUGAAGGAUGUGAAGCUUGAAAUCUCUGGAUUUGAAAGGUUUAGAUACCGAGGCUGUGUUGGUGCUGUGGGAUCCUGGAAGCCUAGGGGUCUCAUUUAGAGGUGUCUCAGGUAGGUUGCAGGGCAGCCAGCUGUUGUUUUGGAAAUAAACAAGCUGUCAGUGAUAUUGAGACUCUCAGAUUAUUUUUUUUUUUUAAUCUUACAUGGAAUGAUAUCCUUCUAAAGAUUGAAUUUUUUUUCAGUGGAAUUCCAUUGAAUAAUCACUUUUGUGCUUUCCCUUUUCUGCCUCUAAUCCCUCCUACCGCUACUCCCUGUACAGCCCAUGUUUCUUGCUGCAGGAAACUCCUCAUCAUCCUGAUGUGUUACUCUUCUGCUUACAACUCUCUUCAGUCUUGCUUCUUUUUCUCAGGGCUGAUGAAAGCCUUCUCCAGUCCUUUCUCUGUCCUGCAGUUCACUGCAACUCAUCUUUCUUCUGCUGGAAGAUCUCUCUGGCUCUGCAUAACCUCUUCAGCAGGUUUUCUGACACAAGUGUUGCCAGUGAAUCCUUCAUCCACUCUAUUUCUAAUUCUGCUCCUCCUGAAAGCAACGCGCCACCACAGAUACCAGCUUCCAGGCUAAUAGUCAAGCUAUGAUCUGUCAGGCACAAGAAGUAGCUGGAAGUCCUUGUGAUCAAAGAAAGAAACAGUUGAAGGCUAGGGGGCUAAAGUGGGAGAAGGAGGGUCCGAUUUGGUAUAUCUGCAGUAGGGCAGUGGAGCUGUAGGAUAAUUAUACCUCUUGUGGGACUGGAAGAAGAGGGGAUCGAAAGCUGCCAAAGUGCAGAGGGAGACUGGAAGCACAGUGCAAUUCGCCUCAGUUCACUAGCCUUGAGAGAAAGGUGAUCAGGUCUGUAACCAAAGGAUUGCCUGAAUGAGCUACAGCUGCACCUUUACUCUGCUGCCUUUUUAAGAAUUCGGGAUGCUGUAGCUUCCAACUCUAGCGUGGCAAUAAAAAUAUGAGAACGUUUGUGUUAGUCUUCUGACUGUGGUAAUAAAAGAUUUAAACUGUGACUGGAAUUUAUGGUUGAUUUCAGAACCCCAGCAUCCCCAGUCCCGUUGCUGUAGCAAAGCUGUGCAAGGAGCCUCGUACUGGGGUAUUUCAGUAAAAAAGCUGUGUAAUGCAGUGAAAUGUGGUUUGAUUCUUUCUCCAGCCUGACUUAGUUUCCAGUUCUCUCGAUGUAGAUCUGGAGUCCGUCUCAGCCUGAUCUCCUGGGAUCCUGUCACCAUGGAGACCGAAAGUGAGCAGAACUCCAGCUCCACCAGCGGGAGCUCCAGUUCUGGAGGAAGCACGCGUCCUCAGAUAUCACAGAUGUCUCUCUAUGAGCGACAGGCAGUACAGGCCCUGCAGGCUCUCCAGAGACAGCCCAAUGCAGCCCAGUACUUUCAUCAGUUUAUGCUCCAGCAGCAACUUAACAGUGCCCAGCUUCACAGCCUGGCUGCUGUCCAGCAGGCUACAAUUGCAGCCAGUAGACAGGCCAGCUCCCCCAACACCAGCACGCCCCAACAGACCACCACCACCCAGGCCUCUAUCAACCUAGCCACCACAUCAGCUGCUCAGCUGAUCAGUCGGUCACAGAGCGUGAGUUCCCCCAGCGCCACAACCCUGACGCAGUCUGUACUCCUUGGGAAUACCACCUCACCACCUCUCAACCAGUCACAGGCCCAGAUGUAUCUCCGGGUGCAGAACUUGGCUGUGAGGAGCCAGCAGACCUCAGCCACGAAUGUCCCCCUCCAAGGUUCUGCUCAGAAGGCAGCUCUACCGGGAAGCUCCCAGGCUUCGGGCUUACCACAGGCCACCAGCACGGGCCAGACCUUGGUGGUGGCUCAGGCCUCCUCCGGCAGCGCAGGCCAGUCCCUCAACUUAAGCCAGGGGGCAGCAGGCAGCAAUGGUGUCUCUGGGGGUGUGGUGGCAAGUGGUGGGAGCCAGACCUCAACGGGAUUGAGCCAGACCUCCUCAGCAGGCGCCACUGGCAGUUGCCAAAGGAAAGGCACAGGGGUGGUUCAGCCAUUGCCAGUAGCAGCUGCCCAGGCCGUGACUGUCAGCCAGGGAAGCCAGACGGAGACAGAGAAUGCAGCCACGAAAAAGGGCGAAACGGACAGCAGUGGACAACAAACGGUGGGCAUGAACCUGACCAGGACUGCUACACCAGCACCCAGCCAGACGUUGAUCAGCUCAGCCACAUAUACACAGAUCCAGCCACACUCGCUGAUCCAGCAGCAGCAGCAGAUCCACCUGCAGAAGCAAGUGGUGAUCCAGCAGCAGAUCGCCAUUCAUCACCAGCAGCAGUUCCAGCACCGCCAGUCCCAGCUCCUCCACACAGCCACCCAUCUCCAGCUGGCCCAACAGCAGCAACAGCAGCAAGCACCCUCUCUGACCCAACCGCAGCAGCAAGCUCAGCCUCCGCAGCAGCAGGCUCCACCUCAAAACCAGCAGCAGGCUCAGACCCUUGUGGUGCAACCUAUGUUGCAGUCCCAGCCACAGCCUGUGCAGCUCCAGCAGGACAGUCCUUGCCAGUCAGCCACCAAGUCGCCUGUUCCAAUUCAGUCAAAAUCUCUGGUUACCCCUAUCAAACCACCUCAGCUUGGGCCAGCCAAAAUGUCAGCAACACAGCAGCCUCCACCACACAUCCCAGUGCAGGUGGUGGGUACUCGGCAGCAGGGCUCAGGCCAAGCCCAAGCACUGGGUUUGGCUCAGAUUGCUGCAGCAGUGCCGACAUCCCGGGGAAUGCCAGCCGUUGUCCAGCCUGUUUCCCAAGCCCAUGCUGCUUCCCCGUCACCGUCUUCAGCUCCUGCAUCCUCACAGGAAGCUCCUUCUCUCACCACAGGGGUGAAUUUGGCACAAGUUCAAGGCACAGCCCAUAUGGUGAAGAGCCCAGCCUCCUCUCCAGUUGUGGCUCAGAUGCCAGCAGCAUUCUACAUGCAGUCUGUCCAGUUGCCAGGCAAGUCUCAGACCUUAUCAGUUAAGCGCAAAGCAGAGUCAGAGGAGGAGAAGGAGGAAUCACCCAGUGUCACUGCAGUUCUGCCUGCCAGGUCCUCUCCUGUGACAGACAGCCCCAAAAACAUGGAGGAGAAGAGUGGCCUUGGAGAUAAAUCUGAUCCUGCUGCCAUUGCAACCCCAAAUACCACCUCAAGUGAAGGAGCAUCAGUCACCCCCACUGCUGCUCCCACCCCAAACCUGGCAAUGGUGUCACGUCAGAUGGGAGACUCCAAACCGCCACAAGCCAUCGUCAAGCCCCAGAUCCUCACACACAUCAUUGAGGGCUUUGUCAUCCAGGAAGGAGCAGAGCCCUUUCCGGUGGGUUGUUCUCAGCUGCUGAAAGAAUCUGAGAAACCGCUGCAGGGAGAGGCUCCUUCUGGCCAGAGUGAAAACCUGUCCAGCAAUUCCCCAGGAGGGGACAGUGCUUCUGUGGAGCUUGAUAAGAAAGCAAACUUGCUGAAGUGUGAAUACUGCGGAAAGUAUGCCCCAGCAACCCAGUUCCGUGGCUCCAAGAGGUUUUGUUCCAUGACCUGUGCUAAAAGGUACAAUGUCAGCUGCAGCCAUCAGUUUCGGCUACAGAGAAAGAAGAUGAAGGAAUUCCAGGAAGCUAACUAUGCUCGUGUGCGCCGACGGGGACCACGUCGCAGCAGCUCUGAAAUCGCUCGAACAAAGAUCCAGGGCAAGCGCCACAGGGGCCAGGAAGACUCAAGUCGAGGCUCUGAUAACUCCAGCUAUGAUGAAGCUUUGUCCCCUACAUCGCCAGGACCCCUGUCAGUAAGGGCCAGUCAUGGAGAGAGGGACCUGGCAAACUCCAGUAUGGCCCCACCUACCCCAGAUCUACAUGGCAUCAACCCAGUCUUCCUGUCCAGCAAUCCCAGUCGUUGGAGUGUGGAAGAAGUGUACGAGUUCAUUGCAUCACUGCAAGGGUGCCAGGAGAUUGCUGAGGAGUUUCGGUCACAGGAAAUCGAUGGCCAGGCCCUGUUGCUUCUGAAGGAGGAACACCUCAUGAGUGCCAUGAACAUCAAGCUGGGACCGGCUCUCAAGAUCUGUGCCAAGAUCAAUGUCCUCAAGGAGACCUAACAGCUUUGAAGCCAGAGGUCUCACUUUUGCUCUGACCCUAGGGCAGCUGUCAGCUUUGGAGAAUCCUGUUGUGGUGGGGAAGAAUGGGACAGUCCCCUGUGGUCUUGCAUUCAAGAAGAAUGAGAAGGAAUUUAACUGAUUGAAACUGCCAUGCGCAAGCCCAUGUCUUGGUCUUUUAAUGGUGCUACAAGGGGGAGGAAAACUCCCAACUGGAGCCUUGAAACAUCUUUCUUUCUUCCUGAUUUUGAAUAUGCCGCUCCUGUAUACCACGUAAAGACAGGAAGGGCUCCUCUUUCUGUCCUAGCAGCCUUCUGAAAGGGAACUGCCUUCACUGCUUUUUUGCUACAGCAGGUCUGCUAGAUCUUAGUUUUGAAUCUUGCUGUGCCAGAACUUGAGGCAUAGGAAGAGCCUGCCCCACAUGGACAUUGGGAGCAGCUCUGCUUGGGGCAUUUAGGAAGGGGAGCUAGUAAAUUCCAAGUGACAGAGGUGGACAAACAAGAAUUUGAUCAAAAGGGGCUGCUGCUGUCCCACUCUUAAAAUUAAAACAAAAAAACCCAACAAAACCCAAGGCUGUUCAUAAAUUGGGUUUAAUAGCCAUUCCAGCAUGCAUACCAAACUUGAAGGCCCGUGGCAAUAGGAGCUGCCUUAGCUUUACUGUCUCCUGUAGAGAUGCAGAGUGAAGACAAAGUGUUGCGGCAGCUGUUCACUCCAGAUGCUCUUCUUUGAACCAGUCAGAGGAGGAUUUAUCCUGAG
Molecule: messenger RNA, 5608 nt
Organism: Chroicocephalus ridibundus (black-headed gull)
Lineage: Eukaryota; Metazoa; Chordata; Aves; Charadriiformes; Laridae
Gene: PHC1
Product: polyhomeotic homolog 1
Exons: 13
Coding region: 2024-4855 (943 amino acids)
Biological process (GO): negative regulation of DNA-templated transcription
Cellular component (GO): nucleus; PRC1 complex
Molecular function (GO): chromatin binding; zinc ion binding; histone binding
Source: RefSeq, a predicted model, not a curated record